Scylla paramamosain (green mud crab) is the source of this 2643-nucleotide messenger RNA. RefSeq lists its product as uncharacterized. Bases 1 to 2643 code for a protein of 880 amino acids. Gene Ontology annotation, molecular function: nucleic acid binding; RNA-DNA hybrid ribonuclease activity. Lineage: Eukaryota; Metazoa; Arthropoda; Malacostraca; Decapoda; Portunidae. The record is from RefSeq and is a predicted model, not a curated record. The transcript is spliced from 4 exons.
AUGCUGGAAUCCAUUCAAAGGAAGUGGACUAAGAAAGUAUCCCUGAGGGCCAGAGAGGCUAAGUGGCUGGAGUUGUGCGCCACUUUUAGCCACCACACGUCUCUAGGCCAGCUGUGGAGGAGCGUGAGGACAGCCUCCGGCGCUGCCCCGCCCCGCCCGCCCGCCCACCCGCACCCGCAGCAGGAGGCAGAGAGGCUUGCCGCCAUGUUCACCACGCGGAGCUCCAGUGACCAGCUUCCUCCCCAGACACAACGCAUCCAGCAGCAGCUCCGACCACACCGCGACGAGGCUGUAAGGGAGGCGAUGGAGGAAGCCGACGUGACUGACCAGCCCUUCUCCCUUCAAGAGCUGGAGCGGGCUAGGAGGAGAGGCCGCGACACGGCAGCGGGGGCGGACGGCGUGCCAUACUCCAUGUUGGCGCACGCUGGGCCGGCUGGGGACGCCGCGCUGUUGGCCACCAUCAACUCCUCAUGGAUGGCGGGCUGUCUGCCGCCCGCGUGGAAGGAAGCCGACAUUCAGCCGAUUCCAAAGCCGAGGGAGCCCACCAAGAUCAGACCCAUCUCUCUCCUCAGCUGCACGGCCAAAACGGCUGAGAGGAUGGUGCUCGCGCGGCUACAGUGGCGCGUGGGGCCCUCUCACCCACAUGUGUUCGGCUACACCCGCGGAGUGAGCACGGCAGACAGCAUCCUCGCCCUGCUGACCCAAAUUGACCACCGCCCCGCCGUCAUCGUCUUCAUCGACCUCGAGAAGGCGUUCGAGCUAGCCAGCCCUCACGCCAUCCUCGACGCACUCGUGCGGAAAGGGGUGCGAGGAAGGCUGCUGGUCUGGCUCCGCGACUACCUGCAGCGCCGCCGCGCCAGGGUUAGGUUCCAGGGCCUGAGGUCGACCUUCAAGGUACUUGAGAACGGGACGCCCCAGGGCGGCAUCCUCAGCCCCCUACUGUUCAACCUGCUGAUGGAACAGCUAGUGGCACUGCCUUUCCAUGCUGGCACCGUCCUGCUGAGCUACGCCGAUGACCUCGCCCUCGUGGUCACCGGAAGGGGCAACAAGCUCAGGAGGACGCAGCAGGCACUCGACCUCAUCAGCGGGAAAUGCCAGGACCUGGGGCUCAAGAUCUCGGCAGAGAAGUCCCGGGCCAUGAUGGUGAAGGCGGCAGACCCAACCUGGCAGCUCCGCGUCCAGGGAGUUGAGCUGGCAUGGACCAACUCCUACCAGUACCUCGGUGUGUGGGUGGACAAGCGGCUGUCCUUCACAGCCCACGCCGCCUACCUGAGGGAGAGGACGCAGUCUAGGCUGAACGUGAUGCGGGCCAUGACGCGAAUCAGCGCGGGCGCCACUUUUUCCGUCCUGCGCCAGUACUACGUGCACGCUGUUCGCUCGCUGGUGGAUUACAGCGCCCCCGUCCUCAUAGCACUCUCUCCAAACCAGCAGGAGCGGAUCGAGGUGCUACAAAACACCGCAAUGAGGACCAUGCUGGGGGCACCGAGGGUACAGCAGAUCACGGCCUGCCGCGUAGCGAGGGUGCUGCAGCGUGACGCGGAGGGAGUAACACAGAGGAGACUGAGGCUGGCGGGGACGCAGGGCGCCGAAUCUCUCCGCCGCAACCCGUGGCUGCUGCAGUGCACGCUGGCUACCCACAACCUGGCUCGCAUGGAGAACUGGCCACAGGCGGACCUCCCUGCCCCCACCUUCCGCGCCCCACCCCCGUGGGAGCCACCCGCGGCAGAGUUCUCCGCCACACAGCUGCCCGCCAGCAAGGCGCUCUGCGCCGUGGAGGAGAUGCGGCAGCACGCCUUCAUGGCCAUGGCGCAGGUCACCGAGCCAGACAGUGUUGUGUACUACACCGACGGCUCGGCUGACCCUGACAGCGGAAGGACGAGCGCUGCUGCCAUCACCAGAGGGGCCGAGGUGUGUGAGAGGACUCCCGACCACUGCUCCACCCUGCAGACAGAACUGGUGGCCAUCCUGCUGGCCCUGGAGCACGCUCAACACCGGCGGGAGCGCACCGUGGUGCUCCACACCGACUCCAGAACGGGGCUACAGGCUCUCCAACAGCCGUAUCCCAGCGACAACGUGGGCCUCGUCACCGCCAUCCUGGGUAGCCUCCAGAGCCUCGCCGCGCAGGGGCGGCGGGUGAAGCUCAACUGGAUACCCAGCCACGUGCGAGUACGAGGCAACGAGGCUGCCGACGCAGCCGCCAAGAGAGCUGCUAGUGACCCCAGGCUCGCCGCAACCAAGCGCGCCCACCACACGCACCGGGAGCUGGAAACCAGGAAGAGACAGUCAGCUUGGUACGCCUCCGCCACUGGCUACCAGUCGUUGGACGCCUCCCAGCAGCAGCCCAGAGCAGACGGCGUGUUGCUGCAACGCGUAAGGCUGGGCUACUGCACCAGGGAACAGCUGUACGACGACUUUCGGGGGCAGGAGUGCGACCACUGCGGGAGGCACAGCCGCCACCCGCUAGUGCACUACCUACUGUCCUGUCCGGCCACCGCCGCCCUCAGACCAACGCCGCCAACACCGGCCCAUCCUGUAGGCUGUGAUCUCCUCAGCAGCCGCGAGGCCAGGGCUGCCCUCAUCGUCCGCCACACGCCCACAGACCGGAUGCUGUGUGUUCUCAGGGCAGCGCCCCCGCCCCGCUGA